Chiloscyllium plagiosum (whitespotted bambooshark) is the source of this 1824-nucleotide messenger RNA. It is a transcript of the gene dcaf13, whose product is annotated as ddb1 and cul4 associated factor 13. Gene Ontology annotation, molecular function: protein binding. The record is from RefSeq and is a predicted model, not a curated record. Gene Ontology annotation, cellular component: small-subunit processome; nucleolus. Lineage: Eukaryota; Metazoa; Chordata; Chondrichthyes; Orectolobiformes; Hemiscylliidae. Gene Ontology annotation, biological process: maturation of SSU-rRNA from tricistronic rRNA transcript (SSU-rRNA, 5.8S rRNA, LSU-rRNA).
UUUCACGGCGGGGCCUGGUAAUUCGUGGCCUAACGAAUAGACGGCGGUCACGGCUAAAUUUGAAAACGAGUUGGAGGAUUACAUAGUCGUUGGGCGAGACUGGAAUUGGCUCCCCGUACAAUGAAGGUGAAAAUCCUCUCCCGCAAUCCGGACGAUUACGUUCGAGAAACGAAGAAUGAUAUUCAGAGAGUUCCAAGGAAUUAUGAUCCUGUACUGCAUCCUUUCGAGGUACCAAGGGAGUACACGAGAGCACUGAAUGCAACCAAGCUGGAACGGGUUUUUGCUAAACCUUUUGUAGCAUCAUUGGAUGGUCAUGGAGAUGGAGUGCAUUGUAUGGCCAAACACUUUAAGAGUUUGUCCAGAAUAAUCUCUGGAGCUUGCAAUGGCGAGAUUAAAAUUUGGAACUUAAUGAAUCGUCAAUGCAUCCGCACUGUACAAGCACAUUCUGGUUUUGUCAGAGGGCUCUGUUCCAGAUUCUGUGGUACAUCCUUCUUCUCAGUUGGUGAUGAUAAGACCAUCAAGCAAUGGAAAAUGGAGGGUCCUUCAUUUGAGGAGCAAGAAGAACCAAUACACACAAUACUAGGCAAGACUGUUUACACAGGAAUUGAUCACCAUUGGAAGGAUGGUGUGUUUGCAACUUGUGGACAGCAGGUGGACAUUUGGGAUGAGCAGAGGACCAGCCCAAUCCGCUCGUUUACUUGGGGUGUGGACAGUAUCAGCAGUAUUAAAUUCAACCCAAUAGAGACUUACCUUCUUGCAAGCUGCGCUUCAGAUAGAAGUAUUGCUCUGUAUGACAUGAGACAGGCAACCCCCUUGAAAAAGGUAGUCAUGGACCUACGGACUAAUGCUAUAUGUUGGAAUCCCAUGGAGGCCUUUAUUUUCACUGGAGCAAAUGAGGAUUACAAUUUAUACACAUUUGACAUGCGCUAUCUUGAUAGCCCUCUAACAGUGCACAUGGAUCACGUUUCAGCAGUACUUGACGUUGAUUACUCUCCAACAGGAAAAGAAUUUGUCUCGGCCAGCUUUGAUAAAUCCAUACGUAUUUUCCCUACAAACAAAGGGCAUAGCAGGGAGGUGUACCAUACAAAACGUAUGCAGCACGUGAUGUGUGUAAAGUGGUCUGCUGAUAACAAGUAUAUACUUUGUGGUUCUGACGAAAUGAAUAUCCGUUUGUGGAAGGCUAAUGCUUCUGAAAAGCUUGGUGUACUUUCACCAAGAGAAAAAGCUAGUUUGAACUACAACCAAAAACUGAAAGAAAAAUUCCAGCAUCACCCUCACAUCAAACGCAUAGCCCGUCACCGCCAUUUGCCGAAAAUGAUUUACAGUCAGUCAAAGGAACUCCGUAUCAUGAGGGAAGCUCGUCGCAGAAAGGAAUUGAAUCGGCGCAAGCACAGAAAACCAGGCUCUGAACCAUUUGUGUCCGAGAAGAAGAAGCAUAUUGUGGCUGUGGUAAAAUAGUUUUUCUCUGAGAACAAAACAUAUUAAGCAUUGGAUAAGAUUACAGAAGUAAUUUUGUUAAAACUGGAUGGGAGGUAAAAGUAAUGUUGCCUCAGUCCUGCAGAUACUCAUUUCAGAAAUUGGGAUAAACAUUAGAAAUAUAUCUUCAUAAAUAAUUUUAUGUAUAAGCUGUUUCAAUGGACAUAUUUAAAUUAUCUGGAUAUAAAUUUUCUAGUAAUGUAUCAUGUGGAACUAAAACUAUGCCAACCAUCUAGCAACUGAGAACUUUUUAUAUUAUUAAAGCCUCUGCUCAAUAGCUUCUAGAAAUUCUAUUCCUAUCUAUUAAUGGUAGUAAUAUUAAAGUAUAAAGUCAAGAUAAUUGAAUUC